This is a messenger RNA of Caenorhabditis sp. 36 PRJEB53466, 321 nucleotides long. The record is from the annotation of a GenBank genome assembly. Lineage: Eukaryota; Metazoa; Nematoda; Chromadorea; Rhabditida; Rhabditidae.
AUGAGUAAAUUGUCGAAAGACGACGAGGAUGAGAAAAUGCUCGAUUAUCUGGAGGAGAAGACGAGGAACGCAUCGGAGCCGGUGUCAAUGCUCGAACUCUGGAAACGCUAUGCGAAUUCGGAAAAAUCGCCAAAGACGUGGAGUUGUCUUGAUCACAGGUGCUUAAAACUGCGCUCUUUUCUUCAAAAAAUUCGUUGCCAACUUCUUUGCAGAUUCCGCAAGUUCCUGGCUCCGACACUCUACAGUCACGCGAAAUUCUCGCUCGAUUCGCGGCUCCGCAUGAUUUUGCCUCAAAAACGCCGAUCUCGGCGGCGUUUCUGA